AUGAAGUUCUUCAACCUCAUCACUCUGGCUGCUCUUGCCACUGCUGUUCCUCACGUCCGCCGACAGGAUACAAUCACUGGAACCAUCAAGAACGCGGCGAGUGCUAUGGCCGAUGAUACUAUGACGGCUAUUACAAAUAUUGAGAAUGCUGUUGAGGCUCUCAAGACCACCAACACUACCACCGGUGCAGCCCCAAUCCAGGCCCAAAACGCCGUCAAGGCCAAUGUUCAAGAGAUUGUCGAUGCUCUGAAGGCUGCCACCGCUGAGGUCAACCGCGUCACCACCGAGGCUCGAGGAAGCGUCGGUGCUCAAGCCGCUGGCUUCCAGAACGCGGACGUUGUUCAACUCACCACGUCUCUCAAAAACGUCGUGAACGUUAUCAAAGAGAUCGCCGCGACAGUGGGCAACAUCACUGAGAGCUUGACUCCCGAGCUUCUUUCUACCAUUGAUGCUGAACUCAGCGCUCUCAAGGACUCCAUCAACCCUCUUCUCCGCCCUCUUCUCCUCCUCGGUGUUGCUGUCCGAAACACUGCCAACCAACUCGUUGGUGGUGUUGAAAAGAGUCUGGACUCUGUCAUCACCAACAUCAUUUCCACCCAUGGUCAGCUUGCUAAGCUCCUUGGCCUUUCUAGCCUCCGAGGCAUCUAA
Fusarium coffeatum is the source of this 648-nucleotide messenger RNA. RefSeq lists its product as uncharacterized. The transcript is spliced from 2 exons. The record is from RefSeq and is a predicted model, not a curated record. Bases 1 to 648 code for a protein of 215 amino acids. NCBI's taxonomy places the organism in Eukaryota, Fungi, Ascomycota, Sordariomycetes, Hypocreales, Nectriaceae.